AUGCUGCCGCGAAAUCCAACCGAGAGAUCUGUACUGGUGCCGGCGACCAGUAGCAGUCUAAAUGUCACGUCACGCGGUCCAGAUUGCAACAGCAGAAAGAGGAAGAGCGACGUGAUUGAUGCGGGUGAUCUCGAGGAGGAGACAUUCACCGCCAGAUCUCUACCACUCGAGGAGGAAGGCCUCGCGUUCUGUCCGAUAGCACUUAUUGCCAGAGCAUGUCUUCCUUUGGCUUGGCUCGACACCUCGCAGGCAUUACCAAGCCCUGUCGUCGAAGCAACUAUCUCUUCGGUGCAAGAAUGGGAGCAGCGCGUACUUGUGGCUCGCAGACUGCCGAAUGGCGGGCUCUAUGCAGUAGAAAGGGUGGGCAAUAACACUUAUGUGGCGUGUGCCCUGCACAACUGGGUAUCGCAAGACUGGUGUAAGGAUGCUGCAAUCGGAAAAGUGGCGAGAGCAAGAGUCGAGGAUCUCCUGAAGCGAGAAGAUGGAGCAGGUCAAAGGCAUUCGAGAGCUCCUUCUUCCUCAAGCUUCGUGCCAGCCCUCCCUACGCCCAAAAGCCCAAGAAGGCCAACCAAUCGACGAGGAGCUCUUGCAAGAAUGUCAAUAUUGAAUCCCAGGGAUUUAAUGGGAGAGGAUACGACAUCCCAAACCUCCAGUUCUCCCAGGACGCUCGAACCUGUUAUUGUCCCAUCUCCGACAACGGCACUGUUUCCAAUCACUCCUGCUGCACAGAUCAGAGAAGAAGACCCUUUCCACAGUGAGCAUCUACCAACCGAGGUGGCAACUGAACCCGCCCACGAGCUCGCUCAAGAACCCGAGCGAGUACUGGACGUUGCUGCGGCGGUUGAGGAGCCAUGUGCUCCCGAACGCCUUCGGAAUCAGUAUUUCGAGCAUCUCUACGCUUCCAAGACUUCUCUGGCAUUUUACGUCAAAGGCCCUCUGAGCCGGGCGCGAGCGCAUGUGCGUUCAGCUGCCCACCCAUCGACAGCAAUUGCGGAUUUGGCCGGUUUCUACGAUCAAAGCAUUCUCGCCACGAAGAAGAUUGACUUGAAAUACAAGGAAUCUUUGUCCAGCAUCGUCAAGGGCUUGGCAAGCACAAGCGAGCAAGACGGGCAGGAUGUCCCGAAGAAAAGGAAGAAGAAGAAGAAGCAACAACAGCAGAAAUUAGGCAAAGACUGCCUCUGGCCCGAAGAAGAAGAUUUCAUCAAGAAGUGGUGGCGCGGCCGAGACUUCAAGCCAGCCAUGAACGGCCCCUCACUACUAGAUGAGUUGCGUAGAGAGCUGGCAGACCUGCGUAUGAGAGAGACUAAGAUGCAGAUGCUACUGGUACUCGAGCUCAUGCUAUUGAACCUCGCCAUUGUCAAGUUGUCCGAAACCCAAGACACCGCUACCGGCCCGGAGGUGAAGGUCGAGUCUAUCGAAGAGGACCCCUCGGCUAUACUGGCCAAAACACCUCAGAAGCAGAAGCCCAAGAAGAAACGCGAUCUAGUCGGCGAACUAGACACAAUAGUGGAUCGUCUGUGUAUAUGGCAUACGGUGAGUCAAGACGAAUUGAGCACCACCACCAACUCGGCGAACAGCAGCACCGCGGCGAAAGCGAGUGACUCGUUGCGUGAUUUCUGCAAGGACGUUCUACUCCCCUUCUACUCCGCAAAGCUCCCUGAGCAGGUGAAGUCACUAUCUCGGAAACUCGGCGGACCAGAAAUAUCGCCCAAACGGCCGAAGCCCGUGGCCCGACACCAGGGACAAAAGCAGGCUCUAGCACCUCCGACAGCACUGACGAGGUCCUCCUCAUUUUCCUCCCUCGCAAGAGCCAACUCCAAGCCCGGCCAACCACAAAUGCUAGAUAAACGGACUCUCGAACGUGUUUUGAGCGAAGACCAAGCCCACCGACACGCGUCGCCACCGACAUCACUUUCCCGCUCAGCGACCGCCCCUUUGAGCGCCAUGAAUGCAGUGAUCCCAGCCUUGAAGCGUGAGCCAUCGGAGCGACCAUUGUCCCGGGGCGGGAUGAGCAUGCUAGCCAAAUCCUCGAGCUUCAGCAAUCGAGAAAUCGACCUCGUCGCGGACUGCCGGGCUCAUGAAGCGAAGCGCCGCAAACUCGACCGUCUGGCGCAACAGAAGCGCGAGCUUGAAGCCGCCAUCGAAGCGCUUAGGAGGCCUAGUCGUGGGACGGUUGCCAGCGCGUUUAUGGACGAGGUGGAGAAACGCGGCGAGAAGACGAAGACGGUGCAGAUCACUGCGACUCCGCGGGCUCGCAGGAUCGGCGACCGCAGUUUACAUAUAGGCCACAGUCAGGACCUUGAACACGGUCAUGCCGAGCCAGAAUUACCGCCGAUCAUACCUUCUCUCUCGCUCCCGGGGCACAAGCAGGACAAAGACAUGAUGAUAGUUCCAUCGUCAACGGCAAAACCGCGGCAAGGGGUGUCGCGGCCCGGGAUCUCAGGCUCCGGCAGCAUGGGACUUCCCUCCAACAGAUCGUCCGCCACGAAACGAGCAGUGCUGUCUGCAAUCCACGAGACCCCGUCCCGCGGAGUCCAUAACAAGACUUCAAACCCACUGGACUUGCCGCGGCUGGUGUCUUCGGCCAACGGUGAUGGCGGUCGCGACGGCGGCGGCGACUACUACUCGGCUGUUUCUGCCCCAAGUCUAUCAUCGGCUAGUGUCACCCGCUCUGGCCGGCCCGUUCUGUUCACGACGGUCCGGAAAUCCGAAGUGAGCGUGGAACAAGCCUUCCGCGAUGCGCCCGAGAUCCCAGAGCGAGCUGGGAAAACGAUGGAUCGCGUGAUGGGCGGGAAAACGCGGGCCCUCCCUGCCGGGUUUGGGGCAUGGGACGACGCCGACCAAGAUAAAUUAACGUUGGACAGCAAUCCCCGUGGGACUCAGAAUGGGAGCCAGACGAGGACAGACGAUGCAACGGUCUCAACGCAUCCCAUAACAGUCACAGUCCAGACUGGUGCCGGCGACGAGGCCGGUGACAUCUAUGCCAAACUCGGAUGGAACGACGAUGAUUUUGACAUCUAA
Molecule: messenger RNA, 3021 nt
Organism: Capronia coronata CBS 617.96
Lineage: Eukaryota; Fungi; Ascomycota; Eurotiomycetes; Chaetothyriales; Herpotrichiellaceae
Exons: 1
Coding region: 1-3021 (1006 amino acids)
Biological process (GO): DNA replication initiation
Cellular component (GO): DNA replication preinitiation complex
Source: RefSeq, a predicted model, not a curated record